AAGCCAAAUUCUAAGCAGGGCUGCUGCAUACAAACCCGCAAGCGUGCGUACGUACAACUUGAGAAGCUUUCGCAGGCCUGUCUGCUUGAUGAGCGGGCAAGGAAGGCAUUUGGUUAAGUUCAGAUGAAAUACACCUUCAAUUCAAGCCAAGCGAUCAUUCUUGAUUCAAUUCUGUAUCCACCAUAAUCUAUAUUAGGACAAGAUGGCACCGAAGAUCGACCCCAACGAGAUUAAGAUCAUCACCCUCCGUGCUACCGGUGGUGAAGUCGGAUCAUCUUCCGCAUUGGCACCGAAGAUCGGUCCUCUUGGUUUGUCUCCCAAGAAGGUCGGUGAAGAUAUCGCCAAGGCCAGUAAGGACUGGAAAGGAUUGCGUGUUACUGUUCAAUUGACCGUCCAAAACCGUCAAGCACAAGUUUCCAUCGUCCCAGCUGCCAGCUCUUUGGUCAUCAAGGCUUUGAAGGAGCCACCACGUGACCGUAAAAAGGAAAAGAACCGUGCUCACAACGGUAACAUUCCUCUUGAUGAAAUCAUCAAAAUCGCACGUACAAUGAGAUACAAGUCUUUGGCUAAGGAAUUGAGCGGUACCGUUAAGGAGAUUUUGGGAACAUGUCAAUCCGUCGGAUGCAACGUUGACGGAAAGCCAGCACACGACGUUAUCGAUGAGAUCAACGAUGGUGAAGUUGACAUCCCAGAAGAAUAAUCGUUUUCGCUCUUCUUUUGUCGUUUGCCCAUCUUUGACCCUAUCGCGUUCUUCUGAUUGAGGAACAUCAUGUACUUCUCAAAACUCUAUCAAAACAUUAGACACACAUCUUUGUGCGUUUCCAGU
Messenger RNA from Meira miltonrushii, 826 nucleotides. Its product is annotated as 60S ribosomal protein L12. The record is from RefSeq and is a predicted model, not a curated record. The transcript is spliced from 3 exons. Bases 203 to 700 code for a protein of 165 amino acids. Gene Ontology annotation, cellular component: cytosolic large ribosomal subunit; ribosome. Gene Ontology annotation, molecular function: large ribosomal subunit rRNA binding; structural constituent of ribosome. Lineage: Eukaryota; Fungi; Basidiomycota; Exobasidiomycetes; Exobasidiales; Brachybasidiaceae. Gene Ontology annotation, biological process: translation.